AAUGAGUAUACCUCACCCCUUCCCCUCCCUCAUUUUCGGCCAAGGAGAACCAGGGAGAGCAAGAAAAUCCACCCAACCUCCUUCCUCCAUUGUUGAAGAAAGCUCAUCAAAGAGGAAUCACCCAAAAAGGAGCUAAAGUGCUAAAAGUGUGAAAUAAUUAAGGGAAUUGUAAAGGGUAUUUCAAGUGAUUUCACAAAGUUGGAAAAGUCGCCGGAGUAGUCGCCGGAGUUGACCAAAAGUCGCCGGAGUUUCACCGGAGUUCAACCAAGAAGGGUAAAACUUCAAAACGCUAGCUCAAGGUUGAAGCUAGAGCUUGCUACUUGCACCUUCUCACGGGUGAUAUCAAAUCAGGGAGACGUGAAAUGGAGGGCAGGCGAAUGGGGACCAGGAACAAUCCGAGAGGGCAAGCGCCGGUGACAUCCCAAAGGGGAAGCCGGGCUGCAUCUCGGGGUUCGGGAGGAGGCCGGGGAGGCCGUGGGAGCCGUGGAGGUCAUCAAGCUCAAACUGUGAGUGAUGGCCAUGUGAGCUCGGUGUAUGAAACCAACACCGAGGACUAUGACUCAACCUAUGUUCCAGAAACGGAGCACGAGGAGACCCCGUAUGAUGGGGGUGACACAUACACCGAUGAUGAUGAUGAAGAGAGUGAUGCCAAGUUCGCCCAAAUGGGCGAAUUGCUUGAGUGGUAUCAAAAAGAAAAGCUGAGGAGAGACCUUAGGCGCCAAGCAAGGCGUGGCUCUCGCGGUGCUUCGGGUCAAGGAAGCCGGGGAGCUUCAAGGGCCACUCCCGUGGCGCCACAUGAUGGGCGUGAAGGAGGUUUUGUUGUAAGGAUCUCCAAGUACCUCAAGGAGGCUAGGGCCUUGGGGUGUAGGUCCUUUGACGGCACCGGUGACAUUACCGUUGCCGCCGAUUGGAUCAAGAAGGUGAAGGAUGCAUCAAGGGACAUGCAAAUCACACCGGACGUGAAGUUGACUGUCGCUUCACGGCUCCUUGAAGGGAUAGCUUCUACGUGGUGGGAGAGCGUGGAAGGGAAGUACCAUGGGGAAAUAACAUGGGCGGACUUUGAGCUAGAGUUCUAUGCUCAAUACUACUCCGAGUACGAGGUGAAUGUGAAACGGAGAGAGUACACUAACCUCAAACAGAAAGAGGGCGGCACAGUUAAGCAACUGGAACAAGAGUUUAGAACCUUGGCUAGGUUCUUGCCGGAGUACGCGGUUGAUGAGAACCGCAUGACGGAGCACUUUUGGGAUGCCCUACUCUUGGACAUCCGUGACCGAGCUACGUACUCGCGUCACAUGACCUUCAGUGAGGUGGUGGAGCAGGGCCUUCUCGGGGAGGCCCAAUGGAAUGAGAGAAAAGAGAGAGACGCCGAGGAGGCGAAAAAGAGGAAAUGGCAAAGUUCGGGGCCGCCCGAGCAAGCACGGAAGGAUAAGCACGGUGGAGGUGGCGGUUCGUUCAAGACACCGGCACCACCGGCAAAGAAGAACAGGGAUGCUCGGUGGCAUGCAUCCUCCUCACAAAGGACGGGGCCUCCAAAGUGUGCCAAUUGUUCGAAAAAUCAUUUUGGGAAGUGCAAUGCACCCCCAAGGUGUUAUCAAUGCGGGAACACGGGCCACAUGAAGGCAAAUUGCCCACAAUUAGGGGGAGGAGGAGCUCCGGGAUCCGGAGGAGGAACCAUGACGGGAAGGAACCGUGCGGGGCCGUCAAACGGCGGCACGGGAAGAGGCGGCGCAUCCACAAGCCAUGCCGCAUCCGUCAACCAAGGUGGGACCCAAGCCCGAGUGUACUCGAUGACCGAGGCGGAUGCGAGAGCUAACCCGGAUUCCGUUGCAGGUUGAAGCUAGAGCUUGCUACUUGCACCUUCUCACGGGUGAUAUCAAAUCAGGGAGACGUGGUUCGUGCUUCCUUAUUUUCUUUCAAACUACCGAACACUUGCUCAUGGAUAUUUGUUUUACUACAAACUAUUUUUGGGGCUUGCAUGCCCAUGUUGUCGGCCGGUUGUGGCCCAUGACUUACCGUUGAAUAUUUCCGCUAUUCAUUGGUUUAAUGUGAUGUUGUUAUGUAUGUUUACUACUGAGUAUGGAUGGAUUGUUUUCUCGAACGCCUUGUGUAAUUAAGUGAGGUUGACCCGUGGGUGACGUCACUUAGUUAUACGGCGGUUGUACACGCGCUUGGAUUGCGGUCUGGGGCGUGACAUAUGGGCCGUAUCACCCUUACAACUCCGUUAAGGCUUAAGGCAGCAAUCCAUAGUCCGUAUUGGGCCUAUUGAAUUAUUGUGCAUUGUC
Messenger RNA from Cuscuta epithymum, 2282 nucleotides. NCBI's taxonomy places the organism in Eukaryota, Viridiplantae, Streptophyta, Magnoliopsida, Solanales, Convolvulaceae. The record is from the annotation of a GenBank genome assembly.